CGCGGAACUAGCCGAGAGGCAUCGAAAUAAUUUACACCACACCUUGUCUCUUCACGACAAUCGCCCCAAUCCGCUUCAAAACUAAUCCAACAUGAGAGGCCUAAACCUCAAACCCUCCCGCGUCUACCAGACCGCGACCCUCCUCCUCGAAUCCCACAGCAUCAACCAACCACCCCCAUGGUAUAGCAUCAUCGGCAGCAUCCCGCCCUCCGAAAUCCUCACUCGCACCCAACCCGUCCAGCACCGCCCUUCCCCCAAGAGCCGCGUCCGCAAACCGAGCAAGAUGUUCAAGCCGCAGCUGAUCGAGUACGAGGAGGACCGCCUCAGGCGGAAUUUCUACAAGGACCAUCCGUGGGAGCUGGCGAGGCCGCGGAUCGUGCUCGAGAAUGAUGGGAGGGAUGGGCAGAGGUGCGAUUGGAGCUCUAUACGGCAGCCGGGGAGGGCGUUGAAUGGAGAGAGUGUGGUGCAAAGACAGCUGUGGCUCCUGAACAAUGUGCCUGAUAUGGGCAUCAACCAAGCCUACGAUAUAGCAAGGAAGGAAUUCUACGCUCUCCGGCACGAAGAGGAGGUUGAGCGGAGGGUAGCGAGAGAAGAGGCGUUGUGGACGGGGGCGUACUUUAAUAAGGGCGUGUUGGAGAUUGGGAUGGAGUUGGAGGAUAAGACGUAUGAGUCUUGGAAGACGUGGGCGAAGAAGGAGGUGGAGACUAUUGAUCGACAGAGAGAUGCUGCUUAUACGGGGGUUGGGACUGAGGAUGAGAUUGAUACUGAUCCUGUUCCUGUGGUUGCUCCGUUGUUAUGAGAUGAGAAUAGGUAGAUGGCUUGUAAAAUAUUGUAAAUAUGGACAUGAUUCGACUUUGGCCCAAUCAAUGUUGCAACCUUCAGUCCGUCAUGUUAUACACACA
Molecule: messenger RNA, 902 nt
Organism: Mollisia scopiformis
Lineage: Eukaryota; Fungi; Ascomycota; Leotiomycetes; Helotiales; Mollisiaceae
Product: mitochondrial ribosomal protein
Exons: 3
Coding region: 92-799 (235 amino acids)
Cellular component (GO): mitochondrial small ribosomal subunit
Molecular function (GO): structural constituent of ribosome
Source: RefSeq, a predicted model, not a curated record